Messenger RNA from Aegilops tauschii subsp. strangulata, 844 nucleotides. RefSeq lists its product as uncharacterized. Lineage: Eukaryota; Viridiplantae; Streptophyta; Magnoliopsida; Poales; Poaceae. The record is from RefSeq and is a predicted model, not a curated record.
AGUGCCAGCCUCUUAUCUUCCUUCGACUCCCAAGUCCUUCCUAGUUCGUACCGAGAGCUAGCUAGCUCGCCAUGGCGUUCUCCAAGCCCGCUGCACUCCUGCUGCUCGUUGCUCUGUCCGCGACCGCCAUGCUCGCCGCCGGCCAAGGCUGCGGCGGCCACAAGGUGACGGUGCAGAACCUAUGCGGGCAGGACCUGAAGCUGAGCCUGGAGGAAGUCGCGCACAGCGCGGCCCUCUUCCCCGACGGGUGGGUGCUCCCAGACGGGCAGCACGGGUCGUUCGACGUGUGCGCGUGGACGGGGGGCGUGCUCGCGCCCGGCGCGGCCGUGGCCAAGGUCCACCUGGGCCACGACGGCGGCGCGUACUACGAGGUGAGCACCAAGCAGCCGGGCCCCAUCCUUGUCUCCGUCACCCCGCACGGCAGCCCGCUGCGGGGGCACUGCCCCACGGCCGGGUGCAACGGCGGCGGCCACUGCUUCGAGCACUCCGUCCCCGACGGCGACUGCCACGGCGUCACCGAGGUGAAGAUCGUCUACUACAAGCCGUAGACCGAUCGAAUCGCCUUGCUAGCUGCUGCAUACCUGCGAGUGGUUUCCAAUAAUGUCGCAGUGCAGCUAGCUCGAUCGUCAGUCGGUACGGUGUUGCAGCUGUUUCCAAUGAUUGUGCGUUGGCGCGCGGUCACCGUCGUUAGUCGUGUAGUGUUUGAUUUGCAGUUUAACUUUGGACUUGCAGAGAUGCAUGCAUGGGCUUAGCUCAGAUGCAAGUGUUUGGGUGUCAUGGCUCGUGAGUCGGACACAGAUGUACCAGCUACUGUUAUUUCUACGUCUUUUCUAUAAAUGGUGAA